This is a messenger RNA of Trichobilharzia szidati, 1052 nucleotides long. NCBI's taxonomy places the organism in Eukaryota, Metazoa, Platyhelminthes, Trematoda, Strigeidida, Schistosomatidae. The record is from the annotation of a GenBank genome assembly.
AUCAAUUUGGAUGCUUUGAUUUCACUAAACGUGAACAAAGUCAAACUAUAUAUAUAUAUAUAUAUGUACUAAAGAACAUUUUCGCAGACAAAUACAUCAGAAUACAGGAUUUAUUUCAGACUUCAGUGCAAACCGUGAUGAUAGGUUACAUUGCACCUUAUGUGAAUCCGAAGAUUAAGAGUCAGAAAGCACAAAAUCCCACUUCUGUCAAGUAUGUUUCGUUCCUAAUCAAUAUGACGCUUAUGGUGUCGGUCACUGUCGGUUUGGUCGCUUCGUUUACUGCUGUGCGAGUUAUUCCGAGGUUUUUCAUGGAACGCGUCUAUCUGGUGUAUAUUAUGAUAUCUGUCGCCAUUAUUCCAUUACUUCUAAUUGCAUUAGUGCGAAAAAUUCGAUCGAACGUUUACGCUGUUCCAAUACUACUUUGGAUUAUGGUUAUAUUAUGGUCUGUGAUCUUUGCUGCUGUGUUCUCACCAUGUAAAUGGAAAUGUGCUUUGAUAGCUUUAGCCGUGACAAUUACGGUUACAGCUGGGGUGGUCUUGGUGGCUAUGAGACUACCACCAUUGAAUGUAAAGGGGUUCAUCUUAUUUUUGUCAAUAUCAGCCGUCCUUGGGGUUUCAGCUGCUGUUUUAAGCAUCUGUUAUCACUUGAUACCUGAACUAAAAAUGAAACCAAUAAUCUGCAUACUGCUAGCUGUUCCAGUCGCGUUAUUCACACUCUUGGUGAUGUUUAUUUUUGUCAAUAUCCGAACGUGGAUAAUGUGGUGGUUCACGUCCAACCCCAUGGGUUUUAUUCUUGCUUUCUUCAUUUGGUGUCACAUGAUAAGCCUAUUCGCACAAAUUUAUUCCAGCCUAGGAUUAUGUGAGGCCGGACUUUGUAACUUGUUAAAAUAACAUUUAUUUGUGGGUUGGUUGUCGAAUUAUUUUCGUUGAGCAUUCCCCAACAUAUAAUUAUUGUGCCUAAAUAUCCACUGUCAUAUCAAAAUUUGCUUCUAAUUUCACAUAUGCUUACCUCUCUUGAACACUGAUGAUUAACGUAAUCUUCAUAAAAAAUAA